Molecule: messenger RNA, 1020 nt
Organism: Brugia pahangi
Lineage: Eukaryota; Metazoa; Nematoda; Chromadorea; Rhabditida; Onchocercidae
Source: the annotation of a GenBank genome assembly
AUGGUUGAUACAAGUACCACUGAAGGUGGAAAGAUAUCAUCUCGAUAUUAUAUUGUGAGACCCGAAGAAGUUAUUUCAUGGGAUGAAAGGCUGUCGAAGUUACAUGGUUUGACAUAUGACCAGCUCUUACAAUUGAUUUCCCCGAACGAAAUGGCUGUUGAAUUUGCUGCACGAUAUAGCUUAAUUUCAAAUUCAAUGAAGUGUAAGCGUUGUGAACAAAUGAUGCUUCUGUGGAGCAGGAAUGGACUUGAUGGUUUGCAGUGGCGGUGUAUGCAUGUGGUUACAAAACAAGAACGAAGAAGUGGCAGAAAACGUAAUUAUUGUUCAUCACUUUCCAUCCGACAUGGAAGUAUAUUUCAUGGACAUCAUCUAUCAAUAGCUGAUAUUAUCGAAUUUAUGUAUUUGUGGGCGCAGAAUUAUAAAUUGCAUGAAAUUCGUUUGCACACUCAUUUCAGCAGUGAAAUGUCUGUUGCUUGGGCAGAUUAUAUGCGACAGAUCGCUUCCGGUUUUGUUGAAGCAAAUCAAACACCAAUUGGUGGUCCAGGUAGUGUGGUGGAAAUUGGGCGAUUGAUUUUGUACAAAACAAGAAUUGGUGAACAGCAUCCGUAUUUAAUUGGCAUGGUGGAACGAGAAACAGAAAACUGUAUAAUUAUUGCAAUUGAAGAUUAUACGACAGAACGCCUAAAAGAGGAAGUAUUACAGUGGAUUCUGCGUGAUACGAUAUUAAUUUCCGAUGAGGGAACAUAUAUCGAUGGGCUAAAUCAACUAGAUUAUCCUAUUUUUAUCACGGAAACUUACGUGGAGAGGUUUGAGUUAGUCAAUGGACAAAAGCUUAGUGUUAAUAAUGUCUUGCUGCAGAAUAUUUGCAACGAAGCAAAGGCAAAAUUUCUUGCAAUGAAUGGAACUUGUAGGGCACAUUUUGAGGGUUAUAUCAGGGAAUUUCUAUUUCGUAGAACGUUUCGAAAUGGAGAUGAAUUCGCAGGCAUUAUUUUAUGGGCUCCAUUGUUGCAUGUUUCUUAG